AUGUCUACCAGAAAUCUUACUUUAAUAAAAAAACAACAAGGGAACAUUCUUGUUGCACUUUUAAUUCAAUUGGUGAGUAAGAAAAUCGUUUUUUUUUUUUGAUUUUCCGAGCAAUUUUUAUAAUAAUUCAUAAAAUAUAAACGAUUGCAUUCGAAGCGUUCAGUGUUAGUUAUAAAAGAUCUGUAAGGAUAGGCUCUUGCAUCUGGUAUGGAGUUCAAAGAAGACAGAUAAUCAAGAGCCAAAUUGGAUUGCUUAUAAACUUUGUGCGCUAGUUUUUUCUAGUAUAUCAGACUUUUCAGAUCAGGGGACACUCACCAUGGGGAUUUCGAUGGGAAAAAUAAAUGUGAUUAGAUUUUAGUAGUUCGUCACUAAAUACUGUAACUACAUCAUUGAUAAAGUAGCUUGAACAAGUGGUCUCCCAAUUGAAGGAGUUGAAAAAAUUUGAGAUGGAGUCGUUAUCGCUAGGUUUAGAAUCAAUGGAGGUACGUUAAAUAUUGGUUUUCGAAUCAUAUCGUUAAUUGGAAACUAUUACUAAGAUUCCUAUAAAAUCUAAAAAUGUUGAAAUUGAUGAAACCAAACUUAGCAUCAUAAAUGUCAGGAGUAACCAGGUUUUCUUAAAAAUAAUAAUAUUAUUAGAAAGUAUCAUAAGAAGGGAACAUUUGAGAUUCAACAGCUUGGUCUUAGAACCACGCAUAUUUUGAUAGUAGAUUUUAAGAUUCUGGUGGAAAAUUGAUGGGCCUUAGAUGGGAGAUAAAGUUAGAAAGGUGUUAUAUUAAGUUGAUCACUAGUUGAAAAUGAGUGUUGGUGGUCGGUAGAAAUCAAAUGACAAUUAAGUUUAAUCAGUGUUUGACUGUUGAGAAGAAAAAGAACGAAGAGAUGAUUCAUGAUCCAUUUAAUUCAUUAUUUGGAUUAGUGCCUUUGCUGCUGUGGAUUAUGUGUGGGAAUCCUCAUCAACUUUUGGUCAAGUAAAUUGACAAAAACUUAAAAUAUUGAAAAAAGAAUUUAGAACUUUGAUCUCCAUUCAUAAUUGUUUUUUUUUAUCAAAGAAUAGGUACUUGCAAUGUAAGUAUUUCAGGCCGCUUCAGUUUUAGAUUGUAAGUAUUUUUAGUAAAUAACCUUUUAUUUAGUAAAUAAAGGUUAAAAUAACCUGAAUUUAAUUUUAAUUUUAAUUGAAACUACUAAUUGGUUACUACUAUGUGUAACACAAAUAUAUAUUUAAAUCUAACUUUAAUUAAACGUCUAAAUUAAAUCUUAAUUACCUACUAUUAAGUAAACAAUAUAUUAAUUAUUGAAACCAGUUAAAACUGUCUACCGAAAACUGAACUAAUUAUUUGAAAACUAACUAAUUGAUAAAAUUGGCAUAUAUUUGUAAUACAGGGUGUCCUACAGUGUUAUCCUUAUGCUAAUAAACUCUGUCAAUAUUCAUUUUUUUUUCAGUCGAGUUUUGUGCAAGAGGGACAUAAAUAUAAAAAAAAAUUAAGUUUUAUUUUCAUCCUUUAAUCACCAAAUUUAUUAUUAUUUUUCACUUCUUCAAAUUUUCAAAGUAGAAGAUAAUGAAUUACCAUGCUGAUUAUGAUUCCUUUCAAAAAUUAAUUGUUUUCACGCUAAUUUUCUAGAAAUUAAAACUGCUGUUACUAAGAAACUAUUGAUCAUAUAUGAAUGUAUAAUACAUAAAAAUAUUUAAACAUUUUGAAAAGUGAAAAAAUAAAAAGGUAUUUAUUCCACAGUUAAAAGGGAUAAACAUACAAAUUUAAUUCUCCUCUACAUACAUGUGCCCCUCCCAAAAAACCCGUUUGACAAAAAAUAUGAAUAUUUACAGAAUUAUUAACAUAAGGAUAACAUUGUAGGACAUCUGUCCUACAGGCACACCAUACUUGCCUGAUAAUAUAAUAGGUACCUAAUUUUUGUUAGAGAAUACGAACUUUAAUUAUAUAUAUAUAUUUAUUAUAAUAUUUAAUAUGUUGUAUAGGUACUAUGUGUAUAAUUAUUUAAAAUUGGUUAGAAAUAUCUUUAAAGAUAAUUAUAAUAACAUACUGGUUUUUUGUAUUUUAUCCCAACAAUAAUGUGAAUUCCAUAUAAAAACAGCUUUUUAAAAAAAAAAAAAUUCAACCCUAAAUGUCAUCAUAUCAAUGAUUACUAAAUCAUAUUUGAUACUUAAUUGACAGUAUAUAAAAUCCUAUAUAAAAACUGAUAAGGAUAACAGUGCUAACUAUAUUAAACCCACAAACGGUAACUUAAAAAAUAAAAAAAAAUAUAUAUCCUUGACAAAUUUAAAAAUAUAUAAAUAUGGUAGGUAUUCUUGUUUUUCCAGUUUAGACGACAAGUUAUUAACUAUUUUUGUAGAGCAAACCAAAAGCAUUUCAUUGGUUUUCAACACUCUUUAUUACUGAGUGCAGUGUUGUGUACUCGUACAUUAAGAUCACAAAUAUUUUAUGGCCACUGUUUCAAGACAGUGCGCUCUAUAGCUAUAUAUGUCAGAAAAACUACUACCAUCACAACCAUUAAUCCAAAUAAAACAUAUUCUCCAAAUGAACAACAGCUAUAGUAGUUAGGGAGAAAAAAUUUUAAAUUACAGUUUAUCAUUCAGUUCUACUUAUUACAUUAUUAUCACUUAAUACAUUUAAUUUCUUUGUUUUAUCAUAAAAUUUUUAAUUAAACUACAUAAUUUAAAAUUUUAACAAUUUUUUAAAGAGAAAAAACUAAGAAAUUAAAAAACACUGUGAUAUAACAAUUUUUAUAACGAAACGUAAGUGUACACCUGUAAUGAUAUGCUAUUUAAGCUAUCAUACAUUAUGUAAAAUAAAAUAUUAUGUAAUGUUAAUAAAUCAAACAAUUAAUAACAGGAAUGAUAGUAAAACAUUUACAUCCGAUUCCAUUCUUUUUUAUUAUCAAAAAACAUAUAUUUUAGUACGAUAUUUACUCAUCGUAAGGAGAUAAUACUUAAGCUAUCAUAUAUAAUUAAAAUAAAUUAUAUAAUCAAUAUUGUAAAAUAAUUAUAAUAAUUAGUAGCCAUUAAUUAUUAGAUUAAGUUGUUAGUAUUANGUAUGUAUUGUUCCCGUUGCUUUUGGACAGAUGAUCACAAGCGAGUGUAAAAGACUACGCAGAGAUUCUGACAAAAGCACGGGAACCUAGAAAAGUGCUUUAUAUUUUUAAAAAAAAAUUAAUUAAUAAAUAAAAAACAAUUGUUACAUUAAAAAUCUUUUUAUUCACUACGGUCACCUUUGUCAAAUUCAACAUAUCAAUUUGCCGCCUGAAGAAGAAAGGUAAUCAAAUUUAUAAUUAAUUUAUACGUGUAAAUCGAUUUUACAUAACUAGGCACUCCCCGCCUUAUUUUCGUAUUACUACACACCAAUGUAUAACGAUAUAUAGUGGUGGAUUUAGCGUCAAGCAAAAUAAACAGUUGCCUAGGGUGGCAAAUUUUUAGGGGCGGCAAUUUUACGACAAAAUUUUACUGAGAAAAGUAGUUUUUUUUUAGAUUUUGUAAGGUAAUUUGUAAUCUUUACAGUUGAAGGAAACUACCAACCUAUAAUUUAUAGCAAUGCAUUUUUAUAUUCUAAAAGUUAAUUUAAUUUUAUGAAUAUUUAUCAAGUGUUGGUUAUUACACACUACGUGGACAAAAAUAAAACUUUUUUCUAUCCAAAAGAUAAAAUUGUAAUAAUAUUUUUCUUCGUGACUAUGAAAUAGAGGAGAGUAGAGAAUAGGUAUUAUCCAUGUGUUUAUUCUGAUUAGACAUUCAAUUCUUUUCAACACAACUUUCAAGGCGGAUAAACUUAAUAUUCGGAUAUUAUUGAUGAGUAAACACUAUAUUUUAUAAACAAUAUUUGUUUGAUUAGAACAGUUUAUAUAAUUUAUUUAUUUUUUUAGUGGUUAUGUUAAAUAAGUACUUAAAAUCAUCUACACAUCAUCAUUUAUUUUAUAACAACUAAUAAUAUUUCUUAACUUUAUAAUGUUCAAAAAUGAACAGUUAAAUAAGAUUACAAAGUUAUAUGAUGCCAUAUAGAUUAUUUAUAGAUUCUAUAUACAUUAUACGAAUUAUAAUAUCAUAUUAUCCAUGUUAAAUAAUCCGAGUCAUUUAAAUUAGCAAUACAUAAUAGUUUAUAAGUUAUAACAUUUGAACUAAAUCGAUAAUGUACAGAAAAAAUGUUUCAAAACAGGCUUGUCAAAAAUUACGCAAUUUAAUGAAUGAAGUCUUACGUAUAUCGGCCUUAAUAAAAUUACUAAGAUAUUUUGUAUAGAUAGUGAACAUUUAAGUUUCUUGAACAAAUAACCAUAAAGCAUAGUAUGAAAGCAAUCUAAACGAAAGCUAAAAUUAAAAUUAAAUGUUUCACUAGAACCCAAAUGAACAAUAAAAUAUGUCAAAAAAAUAUUAUUCACACAAGUAUCAUUAAAACACCGUUGUGAGUCGAUAUAACUUUUUUCCAAUACCUGAUAUUCAAAUAUUUGCUAUCGAAAUGAAACCUAUAACCGAUCCGAUACUUUAAAUCAAAAACGGUGAGCCGAUAUUGAGAUUAACCGAUUAAAAAAAAAAAACCUAUACCCAAUAUUUACUAAUAUUGAUCAUGUUAAUUUUUUAAACACUAUAUUAUUUACAAUCAUUCUUUGAUUUAUAUUAUUAAACUAAAAACUCAAACAUGGACCGCUUAACAGCUGGUAACAUUUGAUACUUGAACUUUGAAACGGUUUUUUCAUAUUUUAAUAUCGAAAUUAGAUGUUUAUUGGAAAUAAACAUUUUUUUUAUCAAAAAAAAUAUUGUUUCGAAAAUAUCGGAUCCAAUUUUGGUUUCGAAAAGAAAAUUGAUAUCCGAUAUUCAGAUAUCUUCAAUACGAAAUCGGUUUAUGCCGAUACUCACUAAUAUAAAUAAUAUAUUUAAAACAAAAAUAAAAACUGGAGUAUUCAUACUGUAUGUCUGUAUACAUUUAUAAUGAGUUAACCAGAUAUUGAUCAAAUAUCUUGAUGAUUACCAAGGAUAUUUUAUUUCAAUGAUAGUUACCCAUUUAAAUUUAAAAUAGUAAAAAAUAUUUUUAUUAAUCAUACAAAAGUAAGUAAUAUAUUUUAUGGUAUUCACUGUAAAAAUUAAAUUUAUUAAUAGGUAAUUGCUUAAUAUAAUUAUUACAUACUUUAAAUGUCGAUGGCAUAAGUACCUAUGUAUACAAUAUUAUGCUACCGUCAAUGACGUAAAUUAACUCUGGGAUUAACGUUAAUACCUACUAUAAUAUGGUCAAUACGAUAUUUCCGAUUAAAUUAAGCGAAUUAGUUAUAGGAUAGGGAUAUAUUGACUAUAGGAAAUAACGUUAAUGGACAUGAAUUUCAGACAAUGAUGAAUUUAGCAAUAUUUCCUAUAGAUAUAAUGCCGACACUUCCGGUCUUCUUCAUUAAUUGGUAUCGAAAAAAAAU
Cinara cedri is the source of this 5394-nucleotide messenger RNA. Lineage: Eukaryota; Metazoa; Arthropoda; Insecta; Hemiptera; Aphididae. The record is from the annotation of a GenBank genome assembly.